CCUCCAAAACCUCCAAAACAUCCAAAACCCAUUGAGUAAUUUCACACAUUGUGGCCUUUGGUACAGAACAAUCGCGCACUAUUGUCGAGCAAUGCGACUUGGCUGGGUAUAAAGUCGCUGGCAUGGUCACCAGAGUUCAUCAGUCGACGCGGCAAAGUCAAGAGUGGAUUUUGUGGAUUAGCAGGAACACCGAAUCGUAGAUACACCCAUUACAUCACCAUGAAGUUCUACCUGGGAUUGGCGGCGGUCAUAGUUGUGAUGGUUUCACUGGCCAAGCCGGGUGAGGCCACCUUUGGCAAGCUUAAUCUUCUGCUGGGCGGAGCCACUACGUCUGGCUACGGAUCUGGAUAUGGAUAUGGCGGCGGCGGAGGCUAUGGUUCUGGCUACGGAUAUGGAUCUGGCUAUGGAUCAGGUUAUGGCGCUGGCUACGGAUACGCUCCCGAGAACGUGGUGAAGGUGAUCAAGGUGUCGGUGGUGCCAGGAGGUGGCAUCGGAGGAGGCUAUGGUGGAGGCUAUGGUGGCGGAUAUGGCGGCGGUUACUCUGGCGGCUAUGGCGGUGGCUACUCCAGCGGCUUUGUGGGCGCUGCUCCUGCCAUUUCCACCUCCGCCGUGGUUACACCGGUGGUCACUUCGGUGUCCACGCCAGUUGCCACUCCUGUCCUCGCCGGUGGAGCUGGCUAUGUGAGCGGAUUCGGAGGUGGUCUGGGCGGAGGACUGGGUGGCUAUGGAGGCUCCUUCGGCGGCGGUGCCGCCCUGCCCGCCUCCUACGGAUUCGGAGCCGGAUAUGGCGCUGGCGGUGGCUUUGGCCUGGGAUUCGCUGCACCACCACCACCACUGGGCUUGGCUGGAGGACUCUGCUAG
Molecule: messenger RNA, 861 nt
Organism: Drosophila teissieri
Lineage: Eukaryota; Metazoa; Arthropoda; Insecta; Diptera; Drosophilidae
Product: keratin-associated protein 6-2
Exons: 1
Coding region: 220-861 (213 amino acids)
Source: RefSeq, a predicted model, not a curated record